Mercurialis annua (annual mercury) is the source of this 2217-nucleotide messenger RNA. RefSeq lists its product as uncharacterized. The record is from RefSeq and is a predicted model, not a curated record. The transcript has 3 exons. The coding region runs from base 1 to 2217 and encodes 738 amino acids. NCBI's taxonomy places the organism in Eukaryota, Viridiplantae, Streptophyta, Magnoliopsida, Malpighiales, Euphorbiaceae.
AUGGAGACAGACCGCAGUUGGAUGUACAAGAGCCACACAAACGGGCUACUAACCACAGUGUAUAAGGAGCAUGUGAAGGAGUUUGUCCGGUUUGCAUUACGGCAUCCGGCUUGUAUGAGUGGGGUACAGAUAAAAUGCCCCUGCCCUAAGAGAGGUUGUCGAAAUACAAGCUAUCGGGAUGUCGAUGAGGUGGAAUUCCAUCUAUUGAAGAAUGGGUUCGUGAAAGGUUACCAAGUAUGGGUUUUUCAUGGCGAGGGGAGCGUUUUGAACCCCCCUCCCCUUGCACAGUUACCAGAGCAGGAUGUUGAGUUCGACUAUGAAGAUGAGGGGCCAGAUAUGAUGCGUGCGGCUGAAGAAGACAUAUGGCCUGGGAAUAGCAGACAUUCUCCAUUUUCUGCAUCUGCUAAAGUGAUGGAGAUCAAGUGUCGACAUAAGGGUUCGGUAGCUUUAGUUGACGACGUAUGCGGAUUGAUACAGGAGCUGCUCCCGGAGGACAACAAGAUGCCAACGAAUUUUGCUAAGAUUAAGAAGCUGGUCAAAGGUUUGGGGUUGCCGGUUGAGGUUAUUGAUUGUUGUUUCUAUAACUGUAUGAUUUAUUGGGGGGAGGACGCGGAUCUAACGCACUGCAAAGUUUGUAAUUAUGCGCGGUGGAAACCUGUGACCCAAGGAAAAUCCACAACAAGAAAGGCUAACGUGCCAUAUAGUAAAAUGUUCUAUUUUCCAAUAACUCCGAGGCUACAGAGGUUGUACGCUUCGAAAGCCACUGCUCGGCAUAUGACCUGGCACGCAGACCACGAGAUGGAGGGUGAUAAGAUGUGCCACCCGUCCGACUCUCCGGCUUGGAAACGUUUUAGUGAACUGCAUUCUGAGUUUGCCGAUGAAGGGAGAAAUAUCAGAUUAGGCUUAUGCUCCGAUGGGUUUCAGCCAUUUACCAAUUUUGGGCAGCAGUAUUCCUCGUGGCCGGUCAUUUUGACGCCGUACAAUCUCCCCCCAGGCAUGUGCAUGAAGGAUGAGUUUAUGUUUUUAACGGUUUUGGUACCAGGGCCUAGAAACCCGAAACACCUAAUGGAUAUCUUCCUACAGCCGCUGAUUGCAGAGUUGAACCAACUGUGGGAAUGUGGAGUCCAGACAUAUGACGUUCAUAAGCGUCAGAAUUUUCAACUAAAAGCGGCUCUUAUGUGGACAAUAAAUGACUUUCCCGCUUAUUCUAUGUUGUCUGGUUGGAGCACUGCUGGUAGAAAAGCAUGCCCGUACUGCAUGGAAAACACUGAUGCAUUCACACUGGAUAAAAGCGGUAAACAAUCGUGGUUUGAUUGCCAUCGCAAGUUUUUGCCUCCGAAUCACCAAUUCCGUCGAAAUGUUACUGAUUUCCGUAAGGGGAAACGAGAGGUCGGCAAAAGGUUUGCAGGGGUGAGAACUGGAGAUGAACUGUUAGCAGAGAUUGAUCGACUGGGGUUUAAGAAGGCAUUUGAGCCUGGUGCGAAAGUUACUAAUGCAUUACUGUCAAAAGAUCAUGGGUGGAAUAAAAAAAGUAUCUUUUGGGAUUUGCCUUAUUGGAGAACGAAUGUAAUACGUCACAAUCUCGAUGUCAUGCACAUUGAGAAAAAUGUCUUCGAUAACAUUUUUAAUACCGUUCUCAAUAUCCCCGGGAAAACAAAAGACCAUGCAAAAUCUCGUGAAGAGUUGAACGACAUCUGUGAUCGGCCAGGGUUAGCUAAAGAUCCGGCAACUGGGAGAUUUCCAAAGGAAAUGUAUGCUUUGGAUAGGGAUUCAAAACGAGUUUUGCUUGAGUGGAUUCAGAAAAUAAAGUUUCCAGACGGGUACGCGUCAAACUUGUCUAGAUGUGUUGAUCUAAAGGGGUUGAAAAUGCAUGGAAUGAAAAGUCAUGACUGCCAUGUUUUUAUGCAACGACUUCUGCCAAUCGCCCUUCGGGAGCUACUUCCGAAAAACGUGUGGGAGCCUCUAACAGAGUUAAGUAUCUUCUUCAGGGAGUUAACUUCCACGUCACUGUCACAGGAAGAUCUAAACCGUAUGGAAACUGAGAUACCAAAAAUCCUGUGUAAGUUGGAACGUAUAUUUCCACCCAGCUUUUUUGACUCUAUGGAGCAUCUCCCCGUGCAUCUUCCGUAUGAAGCUAUGAUGGCAGGACCGAAAAUGCUUACGAAUAUUAAUAUCCGGUUACAGAUAUUUGAGGAAAUUGAAAAAAAAGGUCACUAA